AUGGAAAAAGAAUUAGAAAACAUAAAAUGGGAUAUAGUGGGAGUCGGUGAAGUCAGAAGGCGAGGUGAAGGUCUUGAGACCCUAAAAUCUGGUCACUUAUUUUACUACCACGGAGAACAACAUGAGUCAGUGGAAGGUGUUGGGUUCUUCAUAAACAAAGAAAUAGUGAGAAAUCUCAGAAUGGUACAGCCAGUUUCCACUAGAGUAGUAUAUGCCAUUCUUAGAAUAAACAACAGGUAUGAUGUAAAAGUUAUUCAAGUCUAUGCCCCAACAACGGAUCAUACAGACGAGGAAGUCGAAAUUCUUUAUGAUGAUUUGGGUGCAGCUCUCUCAAACAAUCCUUCACAUUUCACCAUUGUAUGCGGCGAUUUUAAUGCCAAAAUAGGAACAAAUAUGGAUCCAUCAGAAACGGCUCUUGGUAAUUUUGGCAGUCCAGGGCGAAAUGAUCGUGGCAACACUCUUUUAAAUUUUCUGUUGGAGAAAAACCUUUUUCUUAUGAACAGCUUCUACUACAAGAAACUCCAACGCAGAUGGACCUGGAAGAGUCCAGACGGAAGGACAAAGAAUGAGAUCGACUACUUUAUAACUGACAAAAGACAUAUAUUCAAGGAUGUAACAGUCCUGAAUAGAUUUGCAAAAUCAAGCGACCACCGAAUGGUAAGAGCCACUAUCGUACUGAACACUAGCUAUGAACGACACGGAAUGAUCAAAAAAAACCGAACGAAGACAUGGACACGCCCAGGAGAUGAACGGAAAUUCGAGGAACAUCUCAGCAAAAUACUCCAAGAUAAACCCUUAUCCAAUGAUAUUAACGUCUUGAAUGAUGCAAUAGUGGAAGCAAUAACAGUCGCCCAAAAGAAAUGUUGCCCAACAAGACCGAAGGAAGAAAAAAUCAGCCUGGAAACGCACCACAAAAUGGAACGGAGAAGAACACUGAAGAGUGAGAGAAACGCUAACCAGGAUGAAAUAAAUAGACUGAACAAGGAAGUAGCAAAGGCAAUCAGGAAAGACUUAAGAAAGUACAAAGAAGAGAAAAUCGUUGAAACUAUCGAGGAGAAUAAAAGCAUGAAGGUAAUGAGACGCAAACUAGCAAGUGGGAAGAGAGGAAUUGUGAAACGCAAGGACAAGGAUGGAAAUAUCACGUCGAACAGAGAACAUUUGCUACAAAUUGUGGAAUCAUUUUAUGGCAUUUUAUACAAAUGCACUACAAACCACUCUAAAUCCAGAGGAAUACCUGAGGAGAAGGGUUCAAAAUCAGGGCUCUGA
Molecule: messenger RNA, 1266 nt
Organism: Coccinella septempunctata (seven-spotted ladybird)
Lineage: Eukaryota; Metazoa; Arthropoda; Insecta; Coleoptera; Coccinellidae
Product: craniofacial development protein 2-like
Exons: 1
Coding region: 1-1266 (421 amino acids)
Biological process (GO): chromatin remodeling
Cellular component (GO): nucleus
Molecular function (GO): catalytic activity
Source: RefSeq, a predicted model, not a curated record